AUGGCAUUUCUAAGAAAACUUGUUCGACCUCGAUUUCCACUCUCCCACCUCUUUCCUCGGUUCCUAUCAGAUGCACCAUCUUCAAAAACUCUUAAAAUAUUUUCAGAAGAAUUAUUUAUUGAUUUAAGACAGGAAAGUGGUUAUUAUUUGGAUAAGACGGCCUUUAUCUCUAAAAUAGAGGAUCUUAACGCUCGUGCGAUACCCUCCCUACGUCCUCGUCGUUUUGGAAAGACACUAUUCCUUUCUACUUUGUUCUCUUAUUAUGACAUAAAAAACAGAGAACAAUUCGAACAACUUUUCGGGGAUUUAUACAUCGGCAAAAACCCUACACCAUUGGCAUCUUCAUUCCUCAUUCUGAAACGCAAUUUUGCUGGACUUCGCACUAACGAAACGUAUGACGUCUUCAAUGCGGACUUUCAUGAAG
Messenger RNA from Paraglomus occultum, 424 nucleotides. NCBI's taxonomy places the organism in Eukaryota, Fungi, Glomeromycota, Glomeromycetes, Paraglomerales, Paraglomeraceae. The record is from the annotation of a GenBank genome assembly.